AUGAAUGAAUUUCUAGUAUCACUAAUAAGUGGUGGUUGUGCUGGAACAGCUACAGACUUAGCUUUCUUCCCAAUAGACACAUUGAAAACACGAUUGCAGGCGAAGGGCGGUUUUUUUCAGAAUGGGGGCUGGAAGGGCGUAUACAGAGGAUUGGGAUCAGCUUUAAUAGCCUCAGCCCCAUCUGCAUCAUUGUUCUUUGUAACAUACGAUGGGUGCAAGAAGUUUUUCAAGGCUGAACUGAUGCCGCUACUGAAAAAUGAGAACUUGACCCUUAAUGUCUCUCAUAUGGCGGCUGCAUCCCUUGGUGAGAUUGCUGCUUGUCUUGUUAGAGUACCGGCCGAGGUUAUCAAACAAAGAACUCAAACAAGCAAGUUUUCAAGUUCUUUAGAAUCAUUAAAGUACAUUCUGAGAAAUGAGAAUGGAGAAGGGGUGAUUAGAGGGUUGUAUAGAGGUUGGACCUCGACUAUCGUGAGAGAGAUUCCCUUCACAACAAUCCAGUAUCCAUUAUAUGAAUAUAUGAAGCUGAGAUGGGCCGCACAUCAACAGAUAGAGAAGGUUAGUCCUUUGCAAGGAGCUUUAUGCGGGUCUGUGGCCGGUGGGUUUGCAGCAGCUGUGACUACUCCAUUGGAUGUCUUGAAGACUCGGAUAAUGCUAAGUUCUCAUAAAAUAUCUCUAGGUCAGGUAGCUUCUCAACUGUACAAAGAGGAAGGAUUUGCUGUGUUUUGGUCUGGGGUCGGACCUAGAACAAUGUGGAUUAGUGCUGGAGGAGCAAUUUUCCUAGGGGUAUAUGAGACAGUCAGCUCGUUUCUCACAGCUGAAGAGAAAACCAAGCUCGGAUAA
Molecule: messenger RNA, 840 nt
Organism: Komagataella phaffii GS115
Lineage: Eukaryota; Fungi; Ascomycota; Pichiomycetes; Pichiales; Pichiaceae
Product: S-adenosylmethionine transporter of the mitochondrial inner membrane, member of the mitochondrial ca
Exons: 2
Coding region: 1-840 (279 amino acids)
Biological process (GO): transmembrane transport
Cellular component (GO): mitochondrial inner membrane
Molecular function (GO): S-adenosyl-L-methionine transmembrane transporter activity
Source: RefSeq, a predicted model, not a curated record